This is a messenger RNA of Erpetoichthys calabaricus (reedfish), 9371 nucleotides long. It is a transcript of the gene ranbp2, whose product is annotated as RAN binding protein 2. Lineage: Eukaryota; Metazoa; Chordata; Cladistia; Polypteriformes; Polypteridae. Gene Ontology annotation, molecular function: GTPase activator activity; protein binding; peptidyl-prolyl cis-trans isomerase activity. The record is from RefSeq and is a predicted model, not a curated record. Gene Ontology annotation, biological process: intracellular transport; protein peptidyl-prolyl isomerization; protein folding. The transcript has 30 exons. The coding region runs from base 152 to 9226 and encodes 3024 amino acids. Gene Ontology annotation, cellular component: nuclear pore; cytoplasm.
AAGGCGUGGAUGACGCACUACGGAGGUGCCCUUAAAAACGGCCGUACUUAAUAAACACGGGAGUCUUUAUUAAAUUUAAAAAAAUUUUAUGACUACAUAUCAAUGGUAUUGAAUGAACCUUUCCACUAAACACAUCUAGAAGAAAAGAGAGAUGCGACGAAGUAAGGCCGAUGUGGAUCGGUACAUAGCCUCGGUGCAGGGUGUUUCUCCGUCACCGAAAGCGAAAUCAUUAAAGGGAUUUUUAUUUGCAAAGCUAUACUUUGAAGCAAAAGAAUAUGAACUUGCCAAAAGACAUGUAUCUGCUUAUCUGGCUGUUCAAGACCGGGAUCCAAAAGCUCACAAGUUUCUGGGCCAUCUCUAUGAAAUUGAAGAAAAUGUAGAGAAAGCUAUUGGUUGUUACAAGAGAUCUGUGGAGUUAAAUCCAGCACAGAAGGAAUUGGUCCUUAAGAUAGCAGAGUUACUGUGCAAUAAAUGUGAACAAGAUGGACGAGUAGAAUUUUGGCUGGAAAGAGCAGCCAAACUUUUUCCAGGAAACCCUGUCAUCUAUAACUUGAGGGCAAAGUUGCUUGGUGCAAAAGGACAGACUGGAUUAAAUGAACUGUUUGACCUUCUUCAGUCGGAACUACAUGCUCGUCCUGCUGAUGUCCAUGUCAACAUCAAGCUUGUAGAGCUUUACCGUUCAGACCAGAGACUUGAAGAAGCAAUCAGACAUUGUCGUUCUGUAGAGCAGAAAGGUUUCCUGCUGCACAGUUUGAGUUGGUACAGUUGUGUUACAGAUACACUUCAGGAUUAUAUAAAUGGAUAUGGCAAAGGGCUACCGAAGUCCAUAAUUAAAGAACAUCUUCUUGCUUACUGUAAUGUUGUUCGUCUCUCUUUGUCAGCUAAAAAUCUUCAAGAAUGCAAAACUGCCUUGCAGAGAUUUGAUUAUGCAAUGGCUAAUGCCAAGAGUUUUGUAAGUGAUCCAGCUGAUGAUUUAUCUGUGGCUUUCACUGAAAUGAGGGGUCACUUGUAUUUGCAUGCUGGCACAUUAUUGCUGAAAAUGGCACAACAAAGUGAGCUUCAGUGGCGUGAAGUUACAGACCUAGCAACUUUGUGCUACCUUGUUGCUUACCAGAUAUCACGUCCAAAGACUAAGCCAAUUAAGAGUGAUGAACCUUCUCAAAAACUGAUGGAAUGGUUUGCAUGUGAUCGACAAAGUCAGUCAGGGCAUAUGCUUCUUAAUUUAGGCCAAGACAAGCAAAGUUACUUCAAGGAGGUUGUAGAAGCUUUUGGUAACAAGAAUGGACCGAAGGCAUUAUUUGAAACACUCUUUGGAAGUUUUUUUCCUCCUGAUACAUCUUUUAUUGCCAAUGAUGAUAUCCAGAAUAUUGGGGUGCAGGCUCCAGAUUUCGGAGAACUUUCCAGAUGUGAUAUUGGAUCAGUUAGCAUGUAUGAUGGUAAUUUACAGCACCUUACUUGGUUGGGCUUACAGUGGACUUUGAUGUCUAAAACAGCAAUGUACAGGAAUUGGUUAAAAGAACUGUUUCCACGAUUACCCCAGGAAACUUCAAAGCUCGAAACUAAUGCUCCUGAGUCAAUCUGCCUGUUAGAUCUUGAGGUUUUCCUCUGUGGUGUUGUAUUUACAUGUCAUGCACAGCUGGAGAUGAGUUCCAAAUUUCGCUACUCACCACUGUCUCCCGAGCCUCGAUGCUGUCCUUUUCCUCUCAUGAAGCUACUUUGUACAGACCAACAACGAUCUUGGUGGGAUGCUGUGUAUAGUCUCAUUCAUAAGAAAGCACUACCUGGCAUGGCAGUCAAACUAAGGCUUGUGAUCCAACUGGAGAUGAGCACUUUGAGAGCUGGAGAGAAGCAUGGGUUACAGCCAGCCUUAAUCAUCAAAUGGGCCAAACAUCUCCAAGAAACGGGAUUUGGCCUUCACUCAUUUUAUGACCAAAGGGACUACAUUGGUCGAAGUGUUCAUUAUUGGAUGAUGACUCUACCACUACUGGAGCAAAUAAAGGGAAAAAGGAGUAUUCCUGAGCCUGUGAACCCACUGUUUAUGCACUUUCGCUCUAAAGAUAUAAAGGAAGCUGAUGUUGCAGAUUAUGAAGAGCAGGCACAAAUAGCUUUCGCUACUCUGUGUGAUGUGGAAGGAAAGAUGGAUGAUGCCAUAGCAGCAGUUGAAACUAUUAAAAGUGUUCGUUCCUACUAUUUUCUUGCUCUUAUUUAUCAGAGGAAAGCAGAAGAAAUUGGAAACCGGGAUGAUGAUGACGACGAUGAAUGCCUUCCUGUUUUCCUGCAAAGGUCAAGAAGUUAUUUAUCAAAAAUCUUGCAAGAAUGCAGCACAAAUCCUGGAGAAAUUGAAAAACUCCCUGUAUGUAUUGAGGGUAUUGGUCAAAAGCUGCAGGAUGUGAAUCAGCUUCUUCAGGAGUUUGGUGAAAUGGCUGAUACAGAGGAUGAAAUGGCAAUGGAAAAUGUCAUUAGAAGCCCAAGCCACACCUCGGAGUACGAGAUCACUGCUCGAAUGAAGUCUUCAACUCCAUCACCAACAAAGAAUAUAUCCGCUACCCUAAAGAGCCCAAAGUUCUCUCCUCAGACGCCACCACACUGGGCUGAAGAUCAAAAGUCUCUAUUGCAGAUGCUUUGCCAACAAGUAGAAGCCCUCAAGAAUGAAGUUCAUGACUUAAAGCACAACACUUCUGGUACCACGAUAUCUCCUCGUCCCCGAAUUUAUUCGGAAAGCUACUCCCAAGAUGGCAUGGCUGAUGGGUUCACUUCAGCACAGAGCUUCCAUGGUGCACCUUUAACAGUUGCUACAACAGGUCCAUCGGUAUAUUACAAUCAGUCUCCUGCUUAUAGUUCUCAGUAUCUCCUCAGGACGGCUGCUAAUGUUACUCCAAAUAAGGCUGCAGUUUAUGGUAUAAACCGCCUUAAUCCUCAGCAGCACAUGUAUGCUUACCAACCACCAACUCACACACCACCUCUGCAGACUUCCUCAUCCUGCAUGUAUACUCAAGAAGCUUAUGGGACUUCAUUGCGAUCCAACAAUCCAACAAACAUACUGUCUCCUUACAGUGACCACUCUGUUCCUCAAGCUAGCACCAAUCCACAGCUGCCUGAACCUGGUUACUUUACAAAACCACCUACAGUUGCACCAGUUACUAAGCCUUCUGAUGCAAAGAUUGCAGACUUGGGAAAGAUAAACUUUGGGCAGCAAAUUCCAUCAGAAACACCAAAAGCCGGUGGUUUUGGAACCCCAUCAGUCUCUCAGUCUGCUUCAAGUGCAACUUUCAAAUUCAACUCUAACUUUAAAUCAAAUGAUGGAGAUUUUACUUUUACUUCUCCACAAAUAAGAAACACCAGUGAGAGUCUCUUGGAGCUUUUGACUUCUGAAAUGCCUUCUAAAUCAGAAGUCCAUGUAACACCAAAAGCCACUUCCAAGGACUCUGUGUCUGGACAAGGAAAUCUCUUCAGUUUCGGUAAUAAGCAAGUAUCUGAUUACUCUUUCUGUGAUCUUGCCCAAAAUACAAGUAACAUUUUUGGCAAGAGUGAUCAAGUAUUCAGCUUUAAAGAUGCUAACAAAUCUACUUUUCCAGUGUCUGGCACUGAACUGGAGGAAAAAUGUCCUGAGAGUGAUCAUGAAAUUUCACGCACUGAGGAAGAAGAAGAUGGGCCUCAUUUUGAGCCAAUUGUACCUCUUCCGGAUAAAGUGGACGUUAAGACUGGAGAGGAAGAUGAGGAAGAAAUGUUCUGCACUAGAGCUAAGCUGUUCCGUUUUGAAACAGAGGUGAAAGAGUGGAAAGAGCGUGGUAUAGGAAAUAUAAAAAUUUUAAGACACCGCACCUCACAAAAGGUCCGAAUACUAAUGAGGAGGGAGCAAGUGCUGAAAAUAUGUGCUAACCAUUACAUCAUGCCAGACAUGACACUAAAACCUAAUGCUGGCUCUGAUAAAUCAUGGGUAUGGCAUGCUAUAGAUUAUGCAGAUGAAAUGCCAAAAUCUGAGCAGUUGGCUAUUAGAUUUAAGUCUGCUGAAGAUGCAGCCCUCUUCAAAGAAAAGUUUGAAGAAGCACAGAAAUGUCCAAGUAAAAGUGCAUCACAGCAUGAAAUCAAAAGUGUUAAAGAAUCUCCACAGAAAAGCACUGUGAUUCAACCUUUUGUAAAAGAGAGGGGAUUUGGGGCCCAAUUUGCAAAGAAAGAAGGUGACUGGGACUGUGAUGUAUGCUGUGUAAGGAAUGGCCCCACUGCUGUAUGCUGUGUGGCCUGUCAAAGCCCUAAUCCUCAAGCUAAGUCACAGCCAUCCAGCAGUGGAGCAGAAACUGUUAAGUCCACAGUGUCAUCAUCUGGUUCAUUUGGUUUUAAUUUUGGGGUGGGUAAAGUAGGAGGAAAAAGUGGUAACCUCUCUGGUUUCACUGCUCAUAACAUUCCCUCUUGUUUUACAUUUGGAACAAGCAGUAAUACAAUUAGUGUGCAGCCUGAAGGCUUUGGUGUUCAGUUCAAGAAUACAGAUCAGUGGGUCUGUACUACAUGUGCACAGGGAAAUGAAGCCACUUCUGACUGCUGCUGUUCUUGUCGGAAUCCAAACCCAAAGAAUAAAGGUUCAAUGGCUGCCCCAGCCCCAUUUGUUGUUGGCAUUGAAAAAAGUGCACCACCUGUAUUUGCAGGGUUUGGUGACAGAUACUUUAAGGAUGGUCAGUGGGACUGUACUACAUGUUUAACACGAAAUGAAGCAGUUGCUAGCAGCUGUGUGUCUUGUCUGAGUCCAAAUUUAAACAAACCUGCAAAGGAAACAUUUGGUCCUUCACCUUUUGAAAAAGGGGUUGCACCCAACCUCAACAAAACGUCAAAGGUACCUUUUGAAGGAAACAAAGUGUCUGCACAGAGUAAUCUGGCUGCACUGUUUGGAAAGAAGGAAGGACAGUGGGAGUGUUCCACUUGUUUGGUUGUGAACGAAGCCACAUCUUCAGCUUGUGUUGCCUGUCAGACACCCAAUCCUAAAGCUGGUGAUGGGAAAUCUGCCACGCCAUCUGCAAACACUUUGGCUUUUGGUUCUAGUCCGAUAUCUGGGACUGGUUUUAAAGCCAAUUUUGGAGGUGGCAGUAUCGUCAACAGUGGUUUUAAGUUCGGCAUUAGUGACAAAAGUGUACCUUCUUCCUUGAAAUUUGAGGCACCCUUUUUUCAGUCAGGGAGCACUCCCAAAAGCACACCUUUUACAUUUAAUAUGCCUUUUGAGACUACAGGAAACUUUAAGUUUGGGACUGAAGAACCCGCUAAAGAAGCUGAAAGCCACCCACCUCCAUUUGGCUCUGCGUCUCUGUUCCUGAAGAACUUUGCUGAGCAACAGCAAGAAAAAGAAAAGGCUGCAGGGUUUAGUACUGGAGAAAGUGUGACCACAGAUCAAAGAGAGAUUGAAGACAAUCCUCUGUUUGCUGGAAAAGCCAAUACUUUAACUUUUGCUGAUCUUGCUAAAUCUAGUGGAAGCGGUUUCCAGUUUGGUGAAAAAGAUCCUAAUUUCAAAGGCUUCUCUGGGGCCGGUGAGCAGUUGUUUAGAAGUGUGAAACCUGAUAAGCUCGAUACCUCUGUAGAGCAGCAUGAUGAAGAUGAAAUGUAUAAUACCGAGGAUAAUGAUGACAUUCAGUUUGACCCAGUAGUCCAAAUGCCAGAAAAAGUGGAUUUGGUUACAGGGGAGGAGGAUGAGGAGGUUCUGUACUCACAGAGGGUUAAAUUGUUCCGGUUUGAUCCAGAAACAAGUCAAUGGAAGGAAAGAGGGGUUGGCAGUCUGAAGCUUCUGAAAAACCGGACAAAUGGAAGGCUAAGAGUGCUCAUGAGGAGAGAGCAGGUAUUGAAAGUUUGUGCCAACCAUUGGAUCACUACAACUAUGAGCCUGAAAUCUCUGUCUGGCUCUGACCGGGCUUGGAUGUGGCUUGCAAGUGAUUUUUCUGAUGGUGAUGCAAAACUUGAGCAGUUGGCUGCAAAAUUUAAAACCCCAGAGUUGGCAGAAGAUUUCAAGGUUAAAUUUGAGGACUGCCAGAGGCUUCUGUUAGACAUACCUUUGCAGACACCUCACAAGCUGGUUGACACAGGGUCGUCUGCUCUCAUUGAAAAGGCAGAAAGGAUGAAAAGUGAUAUCAAAAACCUAAAGAACAUUUUCACAGAGAUGACCAUAAAGAAAGAGGAGGACGGCAAAAUAAAUAUUUCAUCUGAGAGCAACACGUCUGGCUUAAUAAUUAAGCCCCAUGCUGACAGCACAGGCCCAACAUUAGAGUGGGAUAAUUACGAUUUACGUGAUGAUGCACUAGAUGACAGUGCUGCUACCUCUGUGUAUGCCUCGCCAAUCGCUAGCAGUCCGGCACGAAAAAGCUUAUUUCGAUUUGGUGAAUCUACCACUGGUUUUAACUUUAGCUUUCAGCCUAUCCUGAGCCCUUCUAAAUCCCCAGUGAAACUAAACCACAGCGGUGUUUCAGUUGGUACUGAUGAGGAUUCUGAAAUUCAUCAAGAGGAGGACACCCAAAACUUUGAGCCAGUUAUCCCUCUUCCAGAUCUGGUGGAAACUUCUACCGGUGAAGAGAAUGAGCAAGUAGUGUUUAUUCACCGAGCCAAGCUUUACCGAUAUGACAAAGAGUUGGCCCAGUGGAAAGAGAGAGGAAUUGGAGACCUAAAAAUCUUGCAGGAUUAUGACACUAAGCAAGUACGCGUCAUCAUGAGACGAGACCAAGUCUUAAAACUCUGUGCUAAUCACUGGGUGACAGCUGAUAUGAAACUUGAACCUAUGAAAGGGACUGAGAGAGCUUGGGUUUGGAGUGCUCUGGAUUUCUCAGAAUCUGAUGGCAAAGUGGAGCAGCUAGCUGUCCGUUUUAAACAGCAAGAAGUAGCAAAUUCUUUCAAGGAAAUAUUUGACGAAGCUAAAACAGCCCAAGAGAAAGAUUCAUUAAUCACACCAAUGUCAUCAAGAACACCAACUCCAAGAGAGUCUCCUUGUGGUAGAGCUGCUGUAGCGGUGCUAGAAGAAACAACCCGGGAACGGACAGACCUGCCACCACCCGUGUUUCCCUCACUGGUUUCCCCUCCUAACUCUGACAAAACAUCCAGCCCAGACAGUGCAGCAAAAGCUGUUGUCUCUCCACCCAAGUUUGUCUUUGGAUCAGAGUCACUUAAUAACAUUUUUAAAAGUACUUUCACUUUUGCUUCUGCGCCCUCGAAACAACUUUUUGGCUUCAGUUUCACUCCAUCUAAGGACCAGGGUGACGGUACAUCAACACCCUUGAAAAUGUCGGGGGAUGCAAAAGUCUGCAGUCGUCCAUUUUCUUCUCCGGCAAAGAAUGUUGUGGCCUCCGCAUCUGGGGAUCCAGGCAGCACUUUUAAGAUUCCUGAAAAAAGCUUGGAUUUUAGACUUUUCAAAGAUAACCCAAUGGCUUUUUGGACCUGCACAUCUCCCACAAAGUUUGAAGCCAAAGAUCCCAUUAAACCAGUGGCUCUUUCAUGGGAUGAUGUGCAGAUUGUCUUUGUCCGAACUCCAACCGCUGCACAGCGAGCUCUAGCAGAAAGCUUACUGCUGCCUCCAACGUUUUUCUGCUACAAGAAUGAGCCUGGCUACGUUAGCGAUGAAGAGGAUGAUGAUGAAGAUUAUUUGACAGCAGUGAGAAAACUGAAUGGAAAACUAUACUCGGAUGAUGUAAAGGCAAAACAAGGACAGGAUUCUCAAUCUGUCAAACCAAUUUCUGAAAAUGAGCAGGACUCUGAUUGUGUCAUUGUUUGGGAGAAAAAACCAACACCAGAAGAGAAGGCCAAGGCCACAAGCCUGCAGCUUCCUCCUACAUUCUUUUGUGGAGUCAGCAGUGAUACUGAUGGAGAAAAAGAUGAGUCAGAUUAUGAAUCGGAAGUCAGCAAAGUUAAACAGUCAAAGGAACUGUGCUCUUCAGUCACUCAAAUCUCAAGCAGAAGUGACUUAAGUCAUGCUAUAAGUCAUGAACCACUUUCAGCUUCCUUUAAGACUGAAGGACUGCAGGAAAAGCUGCUUAGUUCUAGUGACAACAAGCCAAUAGAUUUAUCUACCAAGAAAGAAAAUGAGGCAGAUUCUACAAUGCAAGGAAGCACAUUCAUAAUCGGGUCUGCAGCUACUUGUGGGUUUUCAUUUGCGGACUUGGCCAAAAAUGCAAGUGACUUUGCUUUUGGAGUACAAGAUCCCAACUUUUCAUGGGCAAAUGCGGGAGCCUCUGUCUUUGGAAGUUCUAACAUAAACAGAAAUGAAGAGGAUGAGGAGGUCAGUGAUGAUGAAGAGACUUCAGCUAAUGAUGAAAUUCACUUUGAGCCAAUCGUGUCAUUACCUGAGGUGGAUGUGAAGUCUGGAGAAGAAGAUGAGGAGAUUCUUUUCAAAGAGCGAGCAAAGCUUUAUCGGUGGGAUCGAGAUGCUGCUCAGUGGAAAGAACGUGGUGUUGGUGACAUUAAAAUACUUUAUCAUCCCCAAAAAAGGUACUACCGUGUGCUAAUGAGAAGGGAGCAAGUCCUGAAAGUGUGUGCCAACCACAUCAUUACUAAUUCAAUGGAACUAAAGCCUUUAAAUACAUCAACAAAUGCACUUGUCUGGACAACAACCGACUAUGCAGACGGAGAAGGAAAGGUGGAACAGCUAGCAGCAAAAUUCAAAACUUCUGAGCUGACAGAAGCCUUCAAAAGAAAAUUUGAGGAGUGUCAAGCUCAGCUUUUACAUCUGGACUCUGCACAAAUGUCACGAGUAAUGGAAUUGUCGAGGGAAAGUAAUCCAGUAGUCUAUUUUGACAUAACCAUUGAAGACAAAUGUAUUGGGCGGAUUACAAUGGAACUUUUCUACCAUAUUGUUCCUAAAACGGCAGAAAACUUCAGAGUUUUAUGUACAGGAGAAAGAAAUUUUGGGUAUAAAAACUCUGUAUUCCACAGAGUCAUUCCGGACUUUGUUUGUCAGGGAGGUGAUAUCACAAAACAGGAUGGAUCUGGAGGCAAUUCUAUCUAUGGGGACUCUUUUGAGGAUGAAAACUUUGAGGUGAAACAUACUGGACCAGGCUUGCUGUCCAUGGCAAAUCGUGGCCGUGACAGCAAUAAUUCUCAAUUUUUCAUCACUCUGAAAAAGGCAGAACACUUGGACUUCAAACAUGUUGCUUUUGGCUUUGUCAAAGAUGGGAUGGAAGUUGUAAAUGAAAUGGCAGCAUUUGGCACUAAAGAUGGCAAGCCAGUUAAGAAAAUUGUAAUUUCUGAUUGUGGACAAAUUAAUGUGUGAGCCUCGCAAGUUUAAAUAGGUCAAAUGUUAAAGUUAUUUAAAAAAAUUGAUUUCUGUGUAUAAAUGUAAAUUUAUGACCAUUUUUUAUGUGUGAUUUGGACUGGGGUAAGUGCAUGUUUACAAAUAAAACAGAAUUACUGGCAAA